AUGCAGAAACAAAGACCAUUACUAAUUGUUGUUGAAGAUGUGGAGACUGAAGCAUUGGCUACCUUCAUUCUCAACAAGCUUUGUGUUGGCAUUAAGGUUUCUGCCAUUAAAGCUCUUGGAUUUGGUGAGAACAUAAAUGGAAACCUGCAAGAUCUUCCCACUCUCACCGGAGGACAGAAACCUUUUCCAUACCAGGGCAGCUAUGAAGGCUAUAAUGAUGAACAAAAGUCUUUUGCAACAUGGUUGGAUUGUUUACAGAAUUGGAAACUGUUGCUGGAGUUUCGUUACACAAUGGCUUCUUCCAGUCGAUACAUAAAAAUGGUUAUAUUAGUAUGUUACAACAUUCCAUUUUUGUGUGAAUGA
Molecule: messenger RNA, 363 nt
Organism: Lactuca virosa
Lineage: Eukaryota; Viridiplantae; Streptophyta; Magnoliopsida; Asterales; Asteraceae
Source: the annotation of a GenBank genome assembly